Acyrthosiphon pisum (pea aphid) is the source of this 1146-nucleotide messenger RNA. RefSeq lists its product as uncharacterized. The transcript has a single exon. Bases 1 to 1146 code for a protein of 381 amino acids. Lineage: Eukaryota; Metazoa; Arthropoda; Insecta; Hemiptera; Aphididae. The record is from RefSeq and is a predicted model, not a curated record. Gene Ontology annotation, molecular function: protein dimerization activity.
AUGAGAGCAAGGAAACGUACUGCUAUAUUUAAAGAACAACAAAUAAAAGUUUAUCCUGAUCAAAGAGUCUGUCGCAUUAAACAUUUUUCUACAACUCGAUGGACUUCCCACGAUCGAGCAAUUUCAAUUAUUCAUGAUAAGUAUGAAGCACUAUUGAUGACUUUAGAAGAAUUAACCAAUUCACCAGAUCGAGAUUGCUCUUCAACAGCUAAAAACUUACAUAUCAUCAUAUCUUCAUUUACGUUUGUCCUAAAUUUAAAGUUAAUGGAAAAAAUAUUUUGUUAUACCACUCCAUUAUCAGUCUACCUACAAUCGCCAGCAAUUGAUUUUAUCCAGGCUUUAACUAGGGUAGAUAAUGUAAGUAAGCAAAUUAAAAAGUUAAGGACAAAUCAUGAGGCAGAAAAUGUAUUGGAUGAAGCCAAAACAUUUGCAAGUGACAAUUUUCUUACUGAAAGCUGUUUGCCAGAAGUACAUGUCCGACGUAGAAAAAUAAUGGCCGGUGAAGCACCAACAGAACAUUUAAUUGUAAAUCCAUUAGAUAAAUUCAGAACAGAAGUUUAUUUUGUUAUUUUAGAUCAAAUUACAAAUUCUAUCUUAAUGAGAUUUGACGGAGCUCGAAAUAUAUUAAAAGACUUUUCGAUUCUUUCCUAUGAUCGUCUUAUGGCUACAAGUAAUGGAGAACCUAUUCCCAAUGAUUUAUUUGAAACACUGGUCCAAUGGAUUCCAAAUUUACAACUUGAAGAAUUGAAAAAUGAAUAUUUAAUAUUUGCUUCAAGUUUUAAAAGUCCGCAAUCCAAUUUGAAUCUUACAUCAUUAUCUAAUUCUGAAAAUGAAAUAAGUAUUACUGAAGAAAAUACUGAUGCAUGUGAUUCUGAUAGUAGUACUAAUAGUAAUACAUUAACAAAAAUUGCUGAAAAAAAUCUUACAUCAAUACAAAUUUUAAAACUAAUUAGCUCAUAUGGGUUAUGUGCAGCAUUCCCUAAUUUGUUUGUUGCUUACAAGUAUUUAUGUACUAUUCCGGCCACAUCUGUUUCAAGUGAACGAUCAUUCUCAAAGCUUAAGCUCAUCAAAACUCGUUUACGCUCCACUAUGCAGCAAAAUCGUUUGGAAAGCUUACUUUUACUUUCAUGUGAGAGCGACAAUUGA